AUGAGUUCCAACAAUGGCAUUAUUGACACCUUCAGCCUCGGGGCCGCCAGUACAAACACCAGCAGUAGAUCUACGUCCACUGUCCGACCACGUACCCGCCGCUUGAUAUCGGUUGAUGAUGUUACCGACGAGGACUAUGGAAGACCAAUGCAGUCCACCGGGCUUUCCACCACAACGCUUUCAGGAGAAUCCUCCGCUAUCCGUUCGCGCGGUGCCACCCCAUCACCCCACACAUCCCGCGGAGCGUCACCCCUUCCAAUGCGGCAUCCUUCGCGCGCCACCGAAUCGUUUAAUCGAGAUAAUCUCAAUGGAUUUGGUGUUCCUCUAGGCGGGCUCGGUCAGACAGGGAAGGCACAGACCAAGUUCUCCGAUUCUUCGCGGGCUGCGGUGGAUUUCCUAGAUGUUUCUUGGACUUCCUUACAAAGCCUGGCUUCUUCUUUUCUGGGGAGCGAUAUUGCCCGAUCCGAAUCUAAUGGGACGGCACGAACGCAUUCGAGGAAGCCUUCUCGACCAGACCCGUGCAUGAGGGCUACUCCAAAGAUACCUUCAGCAUGGGGUCCGUCGGCCCCGUCCACAUCGGAAAUUGGAGCUGGAACAAAGGAAGAGAGACAGGCUAUGUUGCAGGCGAAGAAGCGGGAGGCUCUACUACUAGCAGAUACGGGUCUGGUGUCUAAUCGCGACACUCGGCACAAACGGCGAGAUUCCUGUGAUCAAACGGGCCAUUCGGCGAUCGAUCCAAAGCAGGACGAGGAUGCUUUAGCGUAUAUACAUCACGUUCAGCCCAACGACAGCAUCACCGGGGUUGCGAUCAAGUAUGGUUGUCAACCAGCGAUUUUCAGAAAGGCCAAUGGGUUUUGGCCCAGUGAUAGUAUCCAGAGCAGAAAGACCGUGCUCUUGCCGGUCGCUUCCUGUUCUGUGAAAGGACGGCCGGUCCGUGCCCAACCCGAAGUUGAUCUUCUGAGCGGCAGCGUUUCGAAUCGGGAUUCUCUAGAGGAUUUAAGUGGAAGCUCCAUAGCACCUGCACCAAGUUCAGGCACUCGAGCUUCCUCUGCCGAGGGCGAAGCAUCUACGGAAUUGCCGCUUGAAGGGGAGGCAGAUAGGAUCUGGAAGCAUCAGUCGUGGGUGCAGAUCGAUGGGUUUCCCGCGCCAGUAGAGAUCGGCCGCGUUCCUCGCAGAGCAUUGGGGUUCUUCCCCCGUACACGACGAAAAUCUCUGUCUUACACAGACUCCGAACCUCGUUCGUCGAUAUCCGGUCGCGAGCGGACGGCAACCCUAUCCUCAACUCUGUCUUCGCCGACAGAGUCACCAUCAUCGCAAGCGUUCACCGCACAGAAUCGAAGCACCACAGACCCUUCAAGGUCGCGAACCAUGUCUAAUGCCAAGCCGAGACCGCACCACCAACGACAACGUAGCAAUAUACAGCUCGUGGGAACAGGAGUCGGAACGCUCGAUCGCAGUGCGAUGGCUCCAGGACCAGCUCUCGAUGGAUUGAGUAAAUUUGUCGCACAACAUCUGCCAAAUUUAGCUCCUGCUCCUGCUCCCCCUAGCCUGGGAAGGACACCGUCCGAGUAUGCGUCGGCUACAGCUUCCACCGCCUCGACUAGCCUUGACAACAUAGGGGGUGCCGUCGAAGGCUGGGUGAGAAAAAUGACAACUCGAGCGAAAGCAGGUCUCAGCGACCUACAACAGGGCGCCCAAUCGUAUCAGGGCAAUAGCCGUGCGGGGACGAGACGUGGCAUGGGAGAUUUAAUUGAACUGAACGAUGGCUUGGAGUCAAGGAAUUCAUCUGGCCUUCUGGCAGGGAGUUUGCGGAAACCGGAUCUGAGCCGGUCGGGAUCAAACCUGCAUGACGCAUCCUCAUUGAGAGGACGUUUUUCCAGUCCUUCAUCAUCCGGAACGAGCAGGACUCGCACGGGUGGAUCAAACCUAGGCUAUGGCGACCGAGUGAAGGAUGACUGA
Molecule: messenger RNA, 1959 nt
Organism: Aspergillus thermomutatus
Lineage: Eukaryota; Fungi; Ascomycota; Eurotiomycetes; Eurotiales; Aspergillaceae
Product: putative LysM domain protein
Exons: 1
Coding region: 1-1959 (652 amino acids)
Source: RefSeq, a predicted model, not a curated record